GCAUGGCAGCCACCUAAUUUUUCCAAGCACAUUGGUCAAUCUAGCCAAGAUCAUAUUAGCUGUAAUCUAGCACCAUCUAGCAUCUAGCAUCUGUGAAUCUGCUGCUGGCAGUCAGACGUUCGGCUGGCUCUGGCAGUGGGGAUUUGUCCAUGUCUGUCUACCAGCAGUGGAUUUGAGCCGAUACUGCAGAUAGUUGAAUGUUGGUGGUGCAGUGGAGAUGGUCAUGGUCAUGGUGUUGAACAUUACCAGGACACACAAUGACGACAACAGAGGACAUUCUGUUGCAAGUGAACAAUGUGCGUCACAAGAAGAGUGACGGCACGCUUUUCCUGAUGAGCGAACGCAUCGGAUGGCUGAUGGGCUCCAAAGACACGUUCUCAGUCAGCUAUAAAUAUGCCGAUAUCAAAAUGCAGAAAAUCAGUCCGGACGGCAAGGCCAAGAUCCAGCUGCAGGUGGUGCUACACGAUGGCGGCGCCUCCACGUUCCACUUCAACUCUCCCGACGGGGAGCCAGCCCAGCGCGCCGACCGCGACAAGGUCAAGGAGCUGCUGCAGACGCUGCUACCCAAGUUCAAACGCAAGGUCAACAAGGAACUGGAGGAGAAGGAAAGGCUGUUGCGGGAGAAUCCAUCGCUACUGCAGCUGUACCAGGAUCUGGUUAUCACUCGUAUCGCCACAGCUGACGAAUUCUGGGCCCAGCACGCCUCAGAGUUUCUCAACAAGACCAAUGUCAAACAGGACGUCGGAGUGUCGGGCGCGUUUCUGGCCGACAUAAAACCACAAACGGACGGCUGUAACGGGCUGAAGUACAAUUUGAACGUAGACACCAUCAACUCCAUCUACAAGACGUACCCGGCGGUACGGCGGAAGUUCUUCGAGUACGUGCCGGGCCGAAUGUCGGAGUCCGAGUUUUGGACGCGCUUCUUCCAGUCACACUAUUUCCAUAGGGAUCGGAUCAAUUUGAGCAGCAAGGACCUGUUUACCGACUGUGCCCGACAGGAUGAGAAAGUAAUCCAGCAGGAGCUCCAGGAGGAGCUGGACGACCCGAUGCUGGACCUGCGGAGGAUGACCGACUCGACGGUCGGUGAUGGCUACGGCAGCGACAGCAGCGCGGUCGGAGUCGGCCAGACCAACACGGCCACCGUCAGCAUGAUCAGACGGUUUAACCAGCACUCAAUAAACGUUCUGAAGGCGAGUUUGACCCCAGAGGGUGCGGCGGCGGCGGCAGCGACUCCGGCCAAACCCCAGCAGAACGGCCAGUCGAACGGAGAGGCCAGCUCAGCGGCACCGCCGGCCGAGAGGGACCCCGCCGCCAAGAGGGCUCGUCUGGAGGAGCGCACCUGCUACGAGGACCUCGAGGCGGCGCCACCGUCCGCCGGCCAGCCGCUCAGUCUCACCAAGGUGGAGCGGUACCUCAGCGGACCCACCCCGGACCUGGCACAGCUGGGCAGCGAGCCACCCUCGGCCAGCGCCGCCCGCCGGCUCAGAGAAAACGUCCUCCACUGGCGGCCCUUCACCAAUAAGGUGUUAGACCCUCAGACAGCAGUCAGCGUCUUGGGUGACCUGUCCCCGGGAGGAGCGCUGAUGAAGACGUCGCACAAAGAUAGAAACGCCUCCGCCGACUUGCCGGAUCAUGUGAAGACGGAGCUUGCUGCCAUCUACCGGUCAGCAGGCGAACUAUUGCGGCACUUCUGGGCGUGCUUUCCCGUCUCUACGCCUGCUCUGGAGGAGAAGGUGGCGAAGAUGGAGGACACACUACAUAAAUUCCACCAGCUCAAAAUACAAAACUUUGAGGACACGGUGUGCCGCCAGGCCGGCCUGGGCCCCGAGGUCACAGCCCAUCUGAACCAGAUGCUCUCGGCGGCCUACGCCAAGUACGAGUCGUGGCGCUCUCUGCGCCGCUCUUUGCAGCGGUAGCCGAGGCCCACCGAACGUGCCGGCCGAACUAGGGCCGGCGCGACACCCGCGUCCGGCCGCAGAUCCGCCUUUCCUAGUCGCACCAGCGCGCAGUGCUCACCCGUGCCCGAGCGCCGGCCAAACGGCUCCACCGUCACUCGGGAAUGUUCCAGAUGUGUUUUUGAGCUGCACCUGAAGGUAGUGCAUGUCCAGACGGCGCCUGCAUCACCCAGAGGGGAUGACUGUGACUCAUGUUCCGUGCUUUCGCGUUGGGUCCGUGUUGAGACUGGUGCCCGUAUGGUGUCGGUUGGCGGUGGGUUGGGGUGUGUCUGAUCCGCUGCAGAGGGUUUGUGGUCGCGUCAGGUCGCUCGAGGCACCGCCAGUGGUCAGUGUCGGUCGACUCACGCUCCGGUGCCCCGCACGCACACACACGUGCGUUAAUUUAUCAGUCCCGAUCCAGUGAAUGAGAUUGUUUUGUGCGUGUUCCUGCUCGUGAUGAAGGCCGUGAAACGUGAGUCACGGCCGAGCGAUAAACAGCAAAUAACGGGCCGCUGUUAACGUGUAUUGAGAUACAAAUACAGUUGACCAUUGUA
Amphibalanus amphitrite is the source of this 2488-nucleotide messenger RNA. It is a transcript of the gene Tfb1, whose product is annotated as general transcription factor IIH subunit 1-like. Gene Ontology annotation, cellular component: transcription factor TFIIH holo complex; transcription factor TFIIH core complex. Gene Ontology annotation, biological process: nucleotide-excision repair; transcription by RNA polymerase II; transcription by RNA polymerase I. The record is from RefSeq and is a predicted model, not a curated record. Lineage: Eukaryota; Metazoa; Arthropoda; Thecostraca; Balanomorpha; Balanidae. The coding region runs from base 258 to 1916 and encodes 552 amino acids. The transcript has 11 exons.